Molecule: messenger RNA, 4123 nt
Organism: Schistosoma margrebowiei
Lineage: Eukaryota; Metazoa; Platyhelminthes; Trematoda; Strigeidida; Schistosomatidae
Source: the annotation of a GenBank genome assembly
GUUUUAUUGUUCAAAGGUUGAAUUUCAGUGUGUGACUUUUACGAAUUGAUGCGUUGCAGUGUUUUGGAAUGUUAUGUGUACGAUCAACGUGUUUUAAGUGUGGGCCAUGCAGACCAAAAUGGAUGAAAAUGGUUGAUAAUUUGUAUUCUGGUAGCCCUCAGGAUACUAAUAACCAUAAUAAACUUAUACAUUAUUGCUUACACCAACCUGAUAAGCUGGAUCGAAUUGCCAAGUAUUUGCACCUGAGACUCUCACAGGAUCUCAAUAGGCGUUAUGAUCAAAAUAUAUCGAUAUCCGUCAAAGCUAUUGACAAACUAAUACAAGUUUGUCAUGGUCACAGACUAGUUUUGGCCAUUAGUUUCUUGAAAAUGAUUCAACUACUUCUGGAGACUAAUCGCACGGACCUACAAAUAAUGGCGUCUAAGUCGUUUGUAGAGUUUUCUAAGAUAGACGAUGAUUCUCCCAACUAUCACAAGGAAUGUAAUGAGAUUCUUGACCAUUUUGCUGCUAUGGCUCACGCAUCUUUUCCCAACCCACAAGAGCGUAAUGUUGUCAGAGUGGCAGGUAUACAAGGAAUCCAAGGCGUUGUUCGUAAAAUGGUCAGUGAUCAACUGAUACUAGAAGUUCACGAGUCGAAUAUGGACAAAAUCGUACUUCCACUCCUAUUCAAUAUGUGUGACAAGUCUGAACUAGAUUCCAAUUCAAAUGAAUCACAAUGUGAUCCUUCACAAGAAGCUGUAUAUGUGUUCGAAGAUAUUGUUAGACAAGCGUCUUAUACAAAUAUUAAACCUGUGGUGACAUCUAUUUUAACGCAUUUAGAUAAUCAUAAAUUGUGGGAUCCUUGUGAUUUUCCUUUACUCAUAUUUCAAUAUCUUUUGGAUUCACUCAAGACAACUCAGGUGGCGCAUAGUUUAGUCAAACAAUUAGUUGCUCAUCUCAGCUUACAUGAAUCCGACUUCACAUUGUCUGAACGUACAAGUUUAGUUCAGGUUAUUGGACUAGUUGUAAUUAAUUUAGCAAAGGGAGCAAUCGGACCAGAUGUAUUUCAUAAUUUUAAAUCAUUACUCCAAAUCUUAAAAGCAAGUAUUGAUAAAACUUCACAAAUAUCUGAUCCUGAACAACCUUCAUUUAAUGAUUCUAAUCGAAAAUUAUCUGGUGAACGUCAGUUUCAAGAGGCAAUUAUCAAUACUAUAGCCGAAUUUGCUAAAAAUCUUCCAGAUACACAAAAAAUAGAAAUAUUGAAAUUUAUAUUGAAUUUUGAGCCAAUGGUUAAUUAUCAUCCAGAGUAUGGUGAUCGUCCGAAACCAUUAAUUAUGGUCCUAUUACAAACUAUGCUAACUGUCGCCACACAAUAUAAAACAGUGGCUAUAUCGAACGCACUGAAUUCGGACUUUCUAAAUCUUUUAUUACGUGGUGUCGCUAUUGAUCCAGAUCCCGUCAUACGAAUAAUUGUACAAAAAAUACUACAUACUUUAAUUGAUCGACAUGGGAAUACGGAACAGUUGUUGACUGUUCGAAUUUAUGGUGAGAAUGGAUUAAGCAAUUAUUUUAUUUUGGAGAAGCCAGAAAGACAAGAUAUUUUAUUCAUGAAAAAGACUGGUGUGUUAUUCAUUGAAAAUAUCUAUCAUCAGUUAUUAGAUCCUAGUAACAAAGUAGACAAUUUAGAAUAUCUGUCAUGCACUGUUGGAUUGGUUGCAUUAGAAAUGGGUGCAGAACAGGUUAUUACAGAAUUGUUUCGUUUAAUCUUGGCACUUCAAACAAAAAUCAUUGAUGAAAAUACUUAUAUGCCGUUAACACAUCGCUGUGCUUUACAUGCAUUAUUAGCUAGUACAAUAACACUACUUGUUCAGUUGAUUAAUCUUCAAUCACUUAGUGAACAUAUUUAUACUGUUAUUCAACGUCGAAGAGACAUAGCACCGUGGUUACUGCCUUCCGUUGCAUUUAAUCGAACAAAUACUGUGGAUAGUUAUCCAACUGAGUUUGAAAUAAAUGAUGAUCUAUUGUUUUCAUCAGAUAAAAUAACUGAAUCACUAGUAAAUGCUGGUUAUGAUACUACAGUUUUGUCAAUUCCUUAUAAUCCGAUUUAUUUACGAUUAUAUGAUGGCAAAUCUUCUGAUCCACUUAUCGAUGGUACCAAUUAUCCACGUGUAAGCGGUAAUGAACAUUUUACUAGUCAAUCAGUGUGUUAUGGUACUGUUGGUGAUAAAAAUUCCAGUAUUGGGAACUCGGUUCCUGGUGCGCGUAUAAAUUCAACAUAUUUAGAUGGAACAAUGCUAUGUCGUGAAAGCAGUCUUGUAGAAAGCGGUGCAUGCUUUGCUCAAUCUGGAAGUAGUUUUUCGCUAACUGAUAGCCUUUAUUCAGUGGCAGAUUCAACUAAUAUGGUCGAUGAAUACUUAUCAUUCAAGAAUAUGCGCAAAAUAAUUAGUGAAGGAGAAGAAAUUCAAAAACCACCGAAAUUUGUCGAAGAAGAUCGAUUAUUAGGUGGAUGUUUUAAUUCAACUGAAUUCAAUGAAAUCUGUGCUCAACAACGUGAAAAAGCACAUUCAGUACGUGCACAUAUGGCUGAAGUAUUUGAUGAUAUAUCAUCUUAUGACUUCUAUAUACAUGAUAUGUCUCCACCUAUUGCGAAUGGUCCAAAAAAAAUACAAGGGCGUGAAAAUUUCAGUCCUUCAUCUGUCAGUGAUACAGCCAAUAACAAACUCAAUUCUGAGCAAUUCAAUGCCAAUAUUAAUUCACCUGUUGGCGGUGGUAAUCGCACUGGCGACGGUAGUAGUGGUAUAAAAUUAUCGAAGAAAUUAAAUAAAUCAAGUCAAGCUGUUUGGGAACGUGAAUUCGGAUCAUUAUUUUUUGUUUAAUUCAUCAAUCAUUCCCUUUUUUCUUUUCACAGAGGUUCUCACUUUUUUCGGUGUUGUUCUGUCUCCGUUAUGUCCUCAUUCUGUGUGCUUUCCUUUUUCAUUUAUCAUAUUUUGUUUACAAUGAAUACAAAAUCAAUCUCUUUUUACGUGUUUGCCACUUUUUAUAUAUUUCCUUGUACUUUGUAAAAUUGGAAAUAAUCUCAACAAUCCUAGUACUAUACUAAUAUUCACUGACAAUUUUUUGUUUAAAAAAAAGAAGUGUUUAUUACAUUGAAAUGAAAAAAGUGCAACAAAACUUUUUUCUUCUUCUUCUUGGAAUCUUUUUCAACUUUGAAGUUAUGAUGCAUCUAUAACAUUACAUGGCUGACUUCAUAUGUUUGUGUUUUUCACCCUUUUUAGUAAACAGUAAAAUCAUCAACAUUAUUUUUAUUGUUCUUGAAACUAAUAGUGAAUUAUUGGUGUGUUUGUUAUUUUAAACAAAAACACAACUAUAAUCUAUUCUCUUAUUUGUGUGUAUGUAUGUCUAUGCAAUUGUGCUCAUACUCACAUGACUAUUUAAUUUAAUUACUUGUGCAAAAAUGAGUUGAAUUUAAAUAAAAUAAACAAUUAAAAUUACUCGUAGUAGUUUAUGAUUAUCCUACUUUUUCUUUUCAUAGUUGGCUAACUUUCGGUUUUUCGAUCAUUUAAAACUGAGUAAAGCAAUAAUGACACAAAUUAAUUAUGUAUAUUUCCCGUUGAUAUUAUUAUAAGUGGCUUGUAAUUCGUUAUCCCAAAUAUACAUAUAUAGCGAGAGAGAGAGAGAGAGAGAGAAAUAUGCAUAUUCAAUCUAAAUCUAAUUAUGUACAGAUACAAACUGAGUCAUAUAUGAUGUGUGUAUUUGUUUAAAAGAGCAUAAUGAUUUUUGAUUAUUGUCAUGAUGACUAUUAACUGUUUUACUCUUUCCAUUUCAAUAGAUUUUGUAACAUGUUAAUGAUAAUGAUGUGUGUAAUUGCUUAGACAAAUCAAUUAUUACAAUGUUGAUUGACAAUUAACAAUUUGUUUUAAAAUGUUCGUUCGAUUUAUUUAUUACUUUUAUAGAUAAUUUUUAUCUAUUUAUCUUUCAAAUAUUUAUUACUUUAUGAUGAAAUAAAAUAAGUAGUAUACUAUGAACUAGUUUUAUUUUACUAUAAUAUAUAAUUUAGUGGUAACAAUGUAACUUUUCCAACUCCAGAUAGAUGCAUUCAAGUGUAUUGUGUUCUUUGCUGAACUGAAUAAAUUAUAAUUGCGAG